Messenger RNA from Morchella importuna, 879 nucleotides. RefSeq lists its product as uncharacterized. Gene Ontology annotation, cellular component: mitochondrion. Bases 1 to 879 code for a protein of 292 amino acids. The transcript is spliced from 4 exons. The record is from RefSeq and is a predicted model, not a curated record. NCBI's taxonomy places the organism in Eukaryota, Fungi, Ascomycota, Pezizomycetes, Pezizales, Morchellaceae. Gene Ontology annotation, molecular function: oxidoreductase activity.
AUGCUGCGACGGUACCUGCGUCGCAUGUCCACCUCCACUGGCUCGUACCGCUCCCACGCCGAGCGCACGGCCACGCAGCCACGGGAUAAUACGUUGCACACAGCCCGAAUAACACACAUCGCCCGCUCCACGUCCACGCUGCGUCUAUUCACACUAACACUCACCACCCCGCACUUCACCUUCAAACCCGGCCAAUGGCUCGACGUCCACGUCCCCACGCCCGCCGCCCCUUCCCCAGGUGGCUUUACAAUUAUCUCGCCACCCUCUCUCCUCCCCCGCCUACAACUCGCCAUCCAAGCCGCGCCCCACAACCCGCCCGCCGCCUGGCUAUGGCAGCACGAGCCCCUCAUCGAGGGUAAGGUGGUGAAAGUUAGGGCCGGCGGCAACUUUACGUUUCCGCCCCCGGAGGAGAGCGGCGUUGCUGGGGGUAUCGGGCAUGUGGUAUUUGUGGCGGCGGGGGUGGGCGUAAAUCCGCUACUAUCGAUGCUGCGCUAUAUACAGGAGAGCGAAAAGGACCUCGAGGUCUCGUUCCUGUGGAGCACGAAAACGCCCGUGCCCGAGGCAUACAUGAGCGUUUUAUCGGCGCUUGAUGAGCCGAGCUUUAAGCUCUUUAUCACCGGCUCCAAAGAUGAGGCGGCCACAGUGACGGAUGAAGCUGUGCCCGCGGCGGCGGAGGAGGAGGAGGAGGCGGUCAAGUGGCCGCAUGAGACGCGCAGAAUGACGGUAGAAGAUGUAAAGGCGGUGGUGGAGCUUGGCCCUGCGGAGGAGACGGUGGUGUAUGUGUGUGGGCCACCGCCAUUUACAGAGACGUUUGUGGAGGGGGUAGUGGCGCGGACGGGGCUGGGAAGGGAGAGGGUGUUUAUGGAGAGGUGGUGGUGA